Uranotaenia lowii is the source of this 2439-nucleotide messenger RNA. It is a transcript of the gene Inos, whose product is annotated as inositol-3-phosphate synthase. Bases 252 to 1907 code for a protein of 551 amino acids. NCBI's taxonomy places the organism in Eukaryota, Metazoa, Arthropoda, Insecta, Diptera, Culicidae. Gene Ontology annotation, cellular component: cytoplasm. Gene Ontology annotation, biological process: phospholipid biosynthetic process; inositol biosynthetic process. The transcript is spliced from 5 exons. The record is from RefSeq and is a predicted model, not a curated record. Gene Ontology annotation, molecular function: inositol-3-phosphate synthase activity.
UGCUUGCUCAGCUGGACAGUGCCAAACCAGCUCGUGGGCUGUUCAGUCGCAUUCUCAUCAUCCACUCGUCAGCCACAUCCCCACAGAAGCUCAAGCUCUUACACAGCCUAUUCCCCGGGUGGAAAUUGAAACAAGGAGGAAACGAGGAGUUGUUGGAUAUUGGUUUCGGGAUACCUGUAGCAUUUUUGGUAUUGAUUCCGUCGUGACCGGUCAAGUGCUGUCGUGUGUAAUCAAUCGUCCGCAGAGUGAAAAUGGCUUCCAAUUUGAAUGUCGUGUCACCGAAUGUGCACUAUAGUGAUAGCUACAUCGAUGUGGAUUACCAGUAUCAGACCACCUCUGUCGUGAGCGAUGGGCCGGCCGGAUACACGGUUCGCCCAGAAACGACGGAGUUAAGCAUCCGCACGGAACGCCAGGUGCCCCGACUUGGGCUGAUGUUGGUGGGCUGGGGUGGCAACAAUGGAUCUACCUUGACGGCCGCCCUGGAAGCAAACAAGCGUGGCUUGGAGUGGAGAACGCGCACUGGAGUGCAGAAGGCCAACUGGUACGGUUCGAUCACACAGGCAUCAACCGUCCUGCUGGGUACCGAUGCCAACGGGCAAGAUGUGCACGUCCCCAUGAACAAAAUGAUCCCCAUGGUAAACCCGGACGAUAUCGUCGUCGACGGGUGGGACAUUAGUUCGCUGAACAUCGGUGAGGCCAUGGUGAGGGCGCAGGUCCUGGAUGUGCAGCUGCAGGAUCAGGUAUACAAGAAGAUGUCUCUGUUGAAGCCGAGACCAUCGAUCUACGAUCGUGAUUUUAUUGCUGCGAAUCAGGAGGAAAGGGCGGACAACGUCAUUGCCGGAACUCGAUACGAACAGUACCAGCAGAUCGUUAAGGACAUUCGAGAUUUCAAAAAGAGUUCUGGCGUCGAGAAGAUUGUUGUUCUGUGGACGGCCAAUACGGAACGAUUUGCCGAGGUUAGGGAAGGCUUGAACACUACGAUGUCUGAGUUGGAGAAAUCUUUGAAGGAGAAUAAAUCAGAAAUCGCUCCGUCAACUAUUUUCGCCAUGGCAGCUAUCGCCGAAGGGUGCAUCUACAUCAACGGGUCACCGCAAAACACUUUCGUACCAGGGCUUAUCGAGAUGGCAGAACAUCAUGGAGCGUUCAUUGCAGGAGACGAUUUCAAAUCGGGGCAAACGAAGCUCAAGUCAGUGUUGGUCGACUUUUUGGUUUCCGCUGGUAUCAAACCAGUUUCGAUUGUCAGCUACAACCAUUUGGGUAACAACGACGGUAAAAACUUAUCCGCCCCACAACAGUUCCGGUCUAAAGAGAUUUCGAAGAGCAACGUGGUUGACGACAUGGUGGCUUCGAACAAUAUUCUUUACAACAAGGAAGAGCAUCCUGAUCAUUGUGUGGUAAUCAAAUAUGUACCCUACGUUGGCGAUAGCAAGCGAGCCAUGGACGAAUACACCAGCCAGAUUAUGCUCGGAGGACACAACACCCUGGUUAUUCACAACACAUGUGAGGAUUCGCUGUUGGCAUCACCAUUGAUCCUGGACCUUGCUAUACUCGGCGAGCUGUGUUCUCGUAUUCAGAUCAAAAAGAAGGCAGAACCCAACGCUCAGUACGUUCCGUUCCGCUCGGUGCUGUCGAUCCUCAGUUACCUUUGCAAGGCUCCACUGGUGCCGGAAGGAACUCCCGUAGUCAACUCUCUGUUCCGGCAACGAACGGCAAUCGAAAACAUUCUUCGAGCAUGCAUCGGGCUGCCUCCGACUAGCCACAUGGCUCUGGAGCACAGAUUUAACCUGAAUGUGGCCAGCGUGGAACCUCCAGCAAAGAAGAGCAAAAUCGCAAAUGGCUCGAAGGCAGCUAACGGCACAAAUGGAGUGCAUUCGAAUGGCAACGGCGUAGUUGAAGUUGAUUGCUAAAGGUGCUAACAUUUCAUUCAAAAAACCAACAAAAAUAAUACUUAAAUCAAUUACCGUGGGAGCACGUAAAUUGAUCAUCAAUAAUCUCAUACAGUUAAAAGUUAGCUGGUGAGAACGGUUUAAACAGACGGCGCAUUUGGUGCCAAAAGAGUUAUGAAAUUUGGAAAUACCCUUUCUGAGUAUAAUGGUUUCGUAGCAAACUACAAGAAAUACGUGCAAAACCUUUUUGAGAAAAAUCGUUGAAGUUUUUCGUAGAUGUACAAACAAAUGAUUUUUUUAAGCGAUGGCGACCAGAUCCAAUAAAAUAAUCCAACUUCCCCGGUGCUCUGAAAGUACAUACUUAAAUGUACCAAGUUUACAAAUGUUUUACAAUCAUAUUCAAGCAUUCUUCGGAAUAAUCAAAAUAUUGAAUUGCAUUUUUUGUACCCAUAUAGAUCCAACUAGAUUAAAAUCCUUUAACACACCAAACAAAAUUGUGCAUGUAUAUAGAUGUAAUCUUAUGAAUAUACAAAUAAAUGUCCUUAAACAAAAA